Molecule: messenger RNA, 3224 nt
Organism: Entelurus aequoreus (snake pipefish)
Lineage: Eukaryota; Metazoa; Chordata; Actinopteri; Syngnathiformes; Syngnathidae
Product: glutamate receptor ionotropic, NMDA 1-like
Exons: 22
Coding region: 278-2995 (905 amino acids)
Biological process (GO): chemical synaptic transmission; regulation of membrane potential; monoatomic ion transport
Cellular component (GO): plasma membrane; synapse; NMDA selective glutamate receptor complex
Molecular function (GO): NMDA glutamate receptor activity
Source: RefSeq, a predicted model, not a curated record
CGCCCGCGCGCCUCCUGUCCUCCGCCUCGGGAGCGCGCGUGAGUAUCAAGGACAGGCGCGAGCUCGCCAGCAUCAUCAGGUCUAUUUGGCGCGGACGCGCACACGCAGACCGGAGGAGAGGUAAACAAAGCCAACAGCUAGCGCGGGAGUCAACAGGACGGGCGCGCGACAGGAAGAGAAGAAGAAGAAGAAGAAGCUUCUCCAAGUGGAUGACGACAUCUCAGCCUGUGACGUCACGGCCAACGAGGACUCUUAUUGUGGAAGCAGCGUCCGAAAGAUGGAGGUGCGCUGCACGCUGCUGCUGGCGGUGCUGCACUGCAGCUCGGUGGCGCUGUGUGGCUGCGAGCCGCGGCAGGUCAACGUGGGCGCCGUGCUGAGCCAGAAGCGCUACGAGCAGGUGUUCAAGGACGCCGUCGGCCACGCCAACGCCGUCUACGGCCGCGACAAGUUCAAGAUGAACGCCAUCUCCGUCACGCACAAGCCCAACGCCAUCCAGAUGGCGCUGUCCGUCUGCGAGGACCUCAUCUACAACCAGGUGUACGCCAUCUUGGUGAGCCACCCGCCGCAGUCCAACGACCACCUGACGCCCACACCCGUCUCCUACACGGCGGGCUUCUACCGCAUCCCCGUGGUGGGCCUGACCACGCGCAUGUCCAUCUACUCCGACAAGAGCAUCCACCUGUCCUUCCUGCGCACCGUGCCGCCGUACUCGCACCAGGCCAACGUCUGGUUCGACCUGAUGAGGGAGUUCCGCUGGAACCACAUCAUCCUCAUCGUCAGCGACGACCACGAAGGACGCGCCGCGCAGAAGAAGCUGGAGACGCUGCUGGAGGAGAAGGAGAGCAAAACUAAAAUCAGGAACUAUGAAAACGUGGACCAACACAACUUUGACUUCAGGAGAACGCCAAAGGCCGAGAAGGUCCUGCUCUUCAACCAGGACACCAACCUGACGGCUCUGCUGCUGGAGGCCAAGGACCUGGAGGCCCGGGUCAUCAUCCUCUCUGCCAGCGAGGACGAAGCGGCGGACGUCUACAAGGCGGCCCGACAUCUCAACAUGACGGGCUCCGGGUACGUUUGGAUCGUGGGCGAGAGAGAAAUGACCGGGAAGGCUUUGAGUGAAGCUCCAGACGGCCUGCUAGGUCUGCAGCUGAUUAAUGGUAAGAACGAGUCGGCCCACAUCAUGGACGCCGUGGCGGUGGUGGCACAGUCGCUCCAGGAGCUCCUGGAGAAGGAGAACAUCACGGAGCCACCACGGGGCUGCGUUGGAAACACCAACAUCUGGAGGACGGGGCCCCUCUUCAAAAGGGUGCUGAUGGCAUCAAAGUAUCCUGAAGGCCUGACUGGACGGAUCGAGUUUAACGACGAUGGCGACCGUCGCUUCGCUACCUACAGCAUCCUUAACUACCUGCAGAAACCUGGACGCCUCGUCCCUGUCGGAGUCUUCAACGGAUCACAAGUGGUGAUGAACCCCCAGAAGAAGAUCAUCUGGCCUGGUGGGGAGACAGAGAGGCCAGUAGGUUAUCAGAUGUCAACCAAGCUGAAGAUUGUGACCAUCCACCAGGAGCCCUUUGUGUACGUCAAGCCAACAAAGAGUGACGGCACAUGCAAGGAGGAGUACUCCGUUAAUGGUGUGCUCAUCAAGAAGGUCAUCUGUACCGGACCCAACGGGACUAUCCCAGGGCAGCCGAUAGUUCCUCAGUGUUGCUAUGGUUUCUGCAUCGACCUUCUCAUCAAGCUGGCCAUGAACAUGAACUUCACCUACGAGGUUCACCUGGUGGCUGACGGCAAGUUUGGCACCCAAGAGCGAGUGAACAACAGUAACAAGAAGGAGUGGAACGGCAUGAUGGGGGAGCUGCUGGGGGGUCUGGCCGACAUGAUCGUGGCCCCCCUCACCAUCAACAACGAGCGCGCUCAGUACAUCGAGUUCUCCAAACCCUUCAAGUACCAGGGCCUCACCAUCCUCGUUAAGAAGGAAAUCCCCCGCAGCACUUUGGACUCGUUCAUGCAGCCAUUCCAGAGCACCUUGUGGCUCUUAGUCGGCCUGUCGGUCCACGUGGUGGCAGUGAUGCUCUACCUAUUAGACCGCUUCAGCCCAUUUGGAAGGUUUAAAGUCAACAGUGAAGAGGAGGAAGAAGAUGCCCUCACCCUAUCCUCUGCCAUGUGGUUUUCGUGGGGAGUACUCCUCAACUCCGGUAUAGGAGAAGGAGCCCCGCGGAGUUUUUCGGCGAGGAUUCUGGGAAUGGUGUGGGCAGGUUUCGCCAUGAUCAUCGUGGCCUCGUACACCGCCAACCUGGCGGCCUUCCUAGUGCUGGACCGGCCUGAGGAGCGCAUCACUGGCAUCAACGACCCCAGGCUGCGUAACCCGUCGGACAAGUUCAUCUACGCGACGGUCAAGCAGAGCUCGGUGGACAUCUACUUCCGGCGCCAGGUGGAGCUGAGCACCAUGUAUCGCCACAUGGAGAAGCACAACUACGAGAGCGCCGCUGAGGCCAUCCAGGCCGUGCGGGACAACAAGCUGCACGCCUUCAUCUGGGACAGUGCCGUGCUGGAGUUCGAGGCGUCCCAGAAGUGCGACCUGGUGACCACGGGAGAACUCUUCUUCCGCUCGGGCUUCGGGAUCGGAAUGAGGAAGGACAGUCCGUGGAAGCAGAACGUGUCCUUGGCUAUUCUCAGCUCUCACGAGAACGGCUUCAUGGAGGACCUGGACAAGACGUGGGUUCGAUACCAGGAGUGUGACUCCCGCAGUAACGCUCCCGCGACUCUCACCUUUGAGAACAUGGCAGGUGUGUUCAUGCUGGUGGCGGGCGGCAUCGUGGCGGGCAUCUUCCUCAUCUUCAUCGAGAUCGCCUACAAGCGGCACAAGGACGCCCGCAGGAAGCAGAUGCAGUUGGCCUUCGCUGCCGUCAACGUGUGGAGGAAGAACCUGCAGCCCUACCCCACCGACAUCACCGGACAGAUCAACCUGGCGGACCCCUCCGUCAGCACCGUGGUCUGAACGCCGCCGCCUCAGUCACACACAUGUGCUUUUAUUUUGGUAGCUGUGCUUUCCGUCAUUUAUCGGGAGGGCGGGGCCUGUGGACCAGGAAGUAAACCACAUGUUGUCUAUUUUUGUAUCCAGUCACAUCAGCAAUAAAAAGUCCUCUCAUAUUUCCGGAAAUGUGACCUCGCUUCCAGAAACUAGAUCCAAGGUAUAAACUUGCUGCUCCAUAGGCUCCGCCCCCCCC